CAACGUAACAAUUAGCUGGUUCGGUGGAAACAAACCAAAAACAUAAAAUUUACUAGAAGAAGAAGAAGAAGAAGAAUACACAAGACGCUUGAAUAGAAAUAUGGGGGAGGCUGAAGUUGUCUCAGCAGACGAAAAACAAGUGGAUUCAGGAAGCUGUGCUGCUGAUGAAUCAGUGGUAUGGAGCCAAGAGGUGGAAGUGUGUCUAUUUCACGCGAUGUUGGGUCACAAACCAGUCGGGGUCAAUCGUCAUUUCCACAUGAUUUGCAUACGUGAUAAAUUUAGCCAAAACAUUGGAAGGCAGGUGUCAUCAAAGGUCAUCUGGGAUCACCUGGGAACAAUGUAUGACAUGCAGGCAUUGCAUGAGUCUGAAAUCCUCCCUUUUCCCAACUCUGAAAAGAGCUUUGUCCUGCCUGAGGACAUAAUACAGGAGGUCAGAGAAGGGAAAGUAGGUUCAGAGGAUGAUAUAAAGGAAGAGUUUAAAGAAGAGAAGGAUCUUUCGGCCACCCAUGAAGAAGGCAGCAACUCUUCAGUGAAGAUGACUGAACGCUCAAGCAGUGGGCGAGAGAAGGAGCGAGAGCGUGAGAGGGAGAAAGCGAAUUCAGUUGAGUCAGGUGGUGGCUCCAAGGAGGCCACGGGUGAGAAGAGGAAACGAAAUCGGGCCUCAGAAAAAACACUGAGCACCGGCAACCCAUCCAGCCCUGGAGGAGCUAAACGCCGCAGAACAUAGUCAUGGCCAUCGUGAUUAAUUUGGAGGAUCUAACUCCUCAGGACUGAGAUGGCUUACGUUAGGCCAACCAGUGUCUUGGCCAUGGUUAAAGUGAUAUGUUGUGAGGCACUGUUUCUGUAUGAGAGGAUGGUCCUCUGUUUGAUCUUUUUCAGAAGCUUGGUGUAUGAGGGAACACACCAGUGCACACGUAUACACAGCAUACUGAACAAUAAUCUGGACUCCAAUAGAACAUUAUUAGCAAUGGUCAAAAGCUUCCAGGCUGUGGUUCAUAGUACAGACAUAUCGAAAGUAUGUUUUAGGUAAGGUUAUAUCAUAUUUUGUUGAAGUGACCUCACAGAGUAAUUUCUGUACUUGAACAUGUUUGAUGGCAUUUUUUGAUAAUGGUCUGUGACCGCCAUAAUGGUCAAUUAAGGAUAGGAGGCUCAGUACUGUACUUAGUUCUUAGUGCAACUUGCUUCGUGAUUACAAUACAGUUCUUGUUUAAAAUGCUUCUGUCGUGACUUGCUUUGGAUUUUCAGACUAUCUACGUGGUGUGUGUAACUUAAGCGAGAUGGACUCAAAUCAAGUUCAUGCAUUUCCAUUGUGUAUUUGCUAAGGAGGAAUGUGACUUUUAUUUUAAUUUUUUUAUUAUAAUUUUUUUUUUUUUUUUUUUUUUACAACCAUCUGUAUUUAUUAAUUUUUUGUUUUUUAAAAAAGAUGUCUGCAAGCCUUAAAUCAGGCAUAACAUUGGUUUAUUUUAUAAAAGAAUAAAUGCUGGCCUGCGCUGGUUAAUCUUUUGAAUAAG
Ictalurus punctatus (channel catfish) is the source of this 1511-nucleotide messenger RNA. It is a transcript of the gene mrgbp, whose product is annotated as MRG/MORF4L binding protein. Gene Ontology annotation, biological process: regulation of transcription by RNA polymerase II. Gene Ontology annotation, cellular component: nucleus; NuA4 histone acetyltransferase complex. NCBI's taxonomy places the organism in Eukaryota, Metazoa, Chordata, Actinopteri, Siluriformes, Ictaluridae. The transcript has 5 exons. The record is from RefSeq and is a predicted model, not a curated record. The coding region runs from base 101 to 727 and encodes 208 amino acids.